AUGGUGGUUUGUCCGGGAUACAACAACGACAGCGACGACGAAGAGGUCCUGCCGGCCGACUUUGUAAUCAAGCUCGAGAAGUCCUCGCCAGUCGCACCAAUGCGCCCAACCUACGACCCUCGAGUCUCGCAUCCAGAAAUAAUCAAACAGUACUCGCCAACCAGACCAAUGCGCCCAAACGACGAGCUUCGGAUGCCAAAUCCAUCGGCGCGCAUGUCAGUCCCGCAUCCCAAAGUAAGCACGUCCGUUCCGCAUCCUACGACAAGCACGUACGCCGUACCGACCAACGCGCAGCCGGCGGUGGCAGGAAAGCAGCCACGCGACGGAAAGGUGUUGUCGCCGUCGUUGCGGCUUAGGAGGCAACGUAUAUCUCCCCAAAUGCAUUGUCCGGGAGUCCAGCUAACAAUGUCAGCGCACAACGGCACUACGGCUGGGCUGCACCCUCGGAAGACUCACAAGGUAGCGAAGCCUCAACCCGCAGCACACUCCAAGCAACUGCCGCCAACCAGUAUCCCGCACUACUACAAGGCUUUCGCAGACCUCGCAGAUGCCGGGGCCGCGUUCGGGGGUGCUUCCACACAGGUCAAGGCCGUGAUCGAUGCCGCGAUGGACGAGAAAGAUAGGGAGAUCUCUGAUCUGAAGCAACGUGUCGCUGAGCUGCAAGCAAGAAACACGAAGCUAGAGGAGCGAGAUGCGGAGAAUAUGAGGGAGCUGGCGAUCAAUCAACUGCAGACGGACAAUCUGGUGAAGGUCGUCGAGGCAAACGACAAGCUGAAGGAUAUGAUGCGCAGCAUUGACUGGCAGCAAGUCCACAUGCUUACCGAUGAGGUCGAUGCCGCCGUGUACGCCAUGGUUCCUCCAUGA
Messenger RNA from Saxophila tyrrhenica, 864 nucleotides. RefSeq lists its product as uncharacterized. The record is from RefSeq and is a predicted model, not a curated record. Bases 1 to 864 code for a protein of 287 amino acids. The transcript has 2 exons. NCBI's taxonomy places the organism in Eukaryota, Fungi, Ascomycota, Dothideomycetes, Mycosphaerellales, Extremaceae.